Carica papaya (papaya) is the source of this 1979-nucleotide messenger RNA. The record is from RefSeq and is a predicted model, not a curated record. Lineage: Eukaryota; Viridiplantae; Streptophyta; Magnoliopsida; Brassicales; Caricaceae.
AUCUGAUAAUCAAACAUACCUGAAAAUCCGAGAAGACCGACUCUCUCAGGAGUUUGUUUGGGUUGGUUGGCAGGUCGUAGAGUCACUGUGGAUCACUCUUCUGGGGAAAUGAGAUGAUGGAUUUUGUGCCUUAUGCAAAUGGAAGUGAUGGAAGUUCUUCCUCAUUGUCUUCCUCUAAUUUAUCACCUUUAGCUCCGCCUUUCUUUGCAGUAGAUUGGUCUGUUCAGAACCCCUUAUCAUUCAAACUUGCAGGUUACGGUGUACCCCCUUUUAAUCCAUCUUUGAAUUCAUCUCGGCGCAACUGGAUGAGUUCUCGGGUUUCCAAUCCCUUUCCUGAAUUUGAUACUGUUCCCCCGAAUAGCUAUAGAUACUCGGCUGCUCAUCGGACUCCGCCACCUCAUGCUCCUCCUAUGAGCCCAUAUGUGUCGGCUUCAACAGAUGUUUUCUCUUAUGGCACUCAACGUUCCAAUGCCAUGGCUAGUGAUUUUACAGAUGCCAAACCCUACUAUCCAUCAUAUGUCCCAACUACCUUCCCUGGAUUUUAUGAUGCAUUGUCUCCUCCAAAUAUCCCUUUUUUCAAGGGGUUAUCCAACAAUGACUCUACUCCAAGCUUCGCCACUUUGCCUCAUACAGGUAGUUGGAGUGGCAUCUGGAAUGGAUUGCCAGGUCUGGAGCAGGGGCAGGGACUGAAACUUGCUGGGAGUUCUGGAUCCAGGGAGGUCAAUCCUGCUGCUACAUCUGUUUACAAGGACCAUUUGGACUUAGGGGCUUAUGCAUCCAAUGGCCUAAACAACUAUGGAGAAACUUCUCACGGUGGCCAUCUUAGUGAAAACCCUAUCGAGUGUGCUAUUCCUGGACAUCAAGAUUUUAAGUCUGUCCCAGAGAAAAGGACUGGGUUGAUGGCUUUUGAUUAUUUGAAAACCCCAAUUUCAGGAUCUGCUUCAGUACUUCCUGAAAGCUGUCCAUUGGAACCAUCUCUAAAACAAAUUGAUUCCAGGGUCAAUCAAGUCACAUACAGUGGUUCAUAUGAGAAAGGUAUGAAACAUCCGGGCAAUAAUCCAAACAAUAGCAUCCUGUCAAUGAAGUUUGCCCCUGGGCUGGUGCCGCCAGGUAGUGCCACCUGUUCCUCAGAACCAAUAGAAAAGAUAAGUUCGGUUAAAAAUGGAAAUGGCGGCAGUGACAAAGUUUAUAUGAAUUUUGCUUGUGAUCAACAUAAUUGGAAGGAAUCUUUUAGUUCUCCAAGCUUUGAGGAAAAAUAUUUUUUUCCUUCAAGCCAGCAUUGCAUUCAAUUGGAAGGAACUGAUCGCAUCUUUGCCAAAAGUCCCUCAACAGACAAUGACCUGCAAGAAAGAAGCAUUUGCAAGGAUGCAUUGGAUCAUUUCUUUGGAGAAACAUCUGGCUUUCAAGAUUCUAAUAUUUGUACUGAUGAGUUGGCUUGGGCACUUGAUGAUGAUAAAACCAUCAAUCGAGAUGAAAAUCCUUCCAAACAUUUAGAUCAUUAUAUCCCUCAUUUGGAUUCACCGUGCUGGAAAGGAGCUCCUGUUCCUCACUAUAGAUCACUUGACGUUCUUGAACUUUCUACUUUACAGCUUACAAAAAAGCUAGAAGGUUCCAACAGCUACAAUCACCAAGGUCCCCCAUUUUGUCCUCUUAAUAUUGAUGAUGCUGCAAAAACCUCCUCACUGAAUCCAAGUGAAGAUUCUGUUGCCCAUAAAAGUAAGUGUCUGUACAACAGUUUAGCAUCUCCUUCAAAUAGACCUUCGACUUCUAGUUUUUCAUCUAGAGAACAUGGACCGAAUGAUGCUAUGAAAGUGGGAUCCAACCAGGCAGAACCAAGCUCUAUUUUUGUGACUCAAUCUUCUGAUGAUGUUGAACUGAGUAAAUGUGAUACCCUACCCAACAAGUCAUUCAAUGAAGAUAAUUUGCAGCCUUCUUGGAUAUUCCAAGAGAAUUCAGAAGAAGGUAAAUUGUGGCGUUAA